Messenger RNA from Orcinus orca (killer whale), 713 nucleotides. RefSeq names its product matrix Gla protein (gene MGP). Bases 247 to 540 code for a protein of 97 amino acids. Gene Ontology annotation, molecular function: calcium ion binding. The transcript is spliced from 3 exons. Gene Ontology annotation, biological process: regulation of bone mineralization. NCBI's taxonomy places the organism in Eukaryota, Metazoa, Chordata, Mammalia, Artiodactyla, Delphinidae. Gene Ontology annotation, cellular component: extracellular region. The record is from RefSeq and is a predicted model, not a curated record.
UCCAGAAAUGAGGGAAAACUGCUCACCCGGAGCAGAUAAUAUCUGUAAGGAAUGAAUAUUUGGGAAAAGUCCCAGUGCUAGUUGAGUGCCAACCAGUCCCCACCUUCUCCGGCUCCCUCCCACUGGUUCCUCCCCUUUCAGCUGCUCUGAUUCUUAUAAAAACUCCACAGCCUUUCACCAGCAGCCUGUAGGAGCCUCUCUCUCCACCGCCGCUGCACAAGACAGUGAGAGCGACCCGGAGACACCAUGAGGAGUCUACUCCUUCUCUCCAUCCUGGCUGCCUUUGCUGUGGCAGCUCUCUGUUAUGAAUCUCAUGAAAGCAUGGAAUCCUAUGAAAUCAAAUCCGAGAACACAGCAAACCUGCAUAUGAGAUCAACAGGGAAGCUUGUGACGACUUCAAACUUUGCGAACGCUAUGCCUUGGUUUAUGGAUACAAUGCUGCCUACAAUCGUUAUUUCCGGCAGCGCCCAGGGGCCAAAUGAGAUUGGAAAAAGUUUCUUUCCAGAGCCUGGUGCCUGGUUUUGUAUUCCCUUGCAGUAGCAUCACUGAACUAUAUAGACACAUACGAAUUGCUUAAUUGUUCCUUAAAUGUUCUUGUCUGGCUGCACUCCUCUUUCCUGCCCCCAGUUGAAAAGUAAUGAAAGUGCAGUGGAGUGAAGGUCAAAGGGAAGUUAAGAUGUGUGAUUAUUCCAUAAUAAACUUCUGGGAGGAUA